AUGGAGGUGGCAAGAGGGAGUUGGUGGGGGAGAAGGAGAAAGGGUUUGGGGCUGGGAACCCGGGAGAGGAAGCGCAUCUGGGCGGGACAGAGGAUCCCUGGAGGUGACACAUCUCCCUCCGCUUCACGCUCGGUGACAGCAGAGCCUGGUGAGAGAUCACUCACCUAUCUCCCUAUCAAACUAGUCCCAUCUCAAGCUUUCAGAGGACUUAAUGAGGUCGUAAAAAUUGAAAUCUCUCAGAGUGAUUCACUGGAAAAGAUAGAAGCUAAUGCCUUUGACAACCUCCUCAAUUUGUCUGAAAUACUCAUCCAGAACACCAAAAACCUGGUGUACAUCGAGCCUGGAGCAUUUAGAAAUCUCCCCCGGUUAAAAUACCUGAGCAUCUGUAACACAGGCAUCCGAAAGCUUCCAGAUGUUACGAAGAUCUUCUCCUCUGAAUUUAAUUUCAUUCUGGAAAUUUGUGAUAACUUACACAUAACCACCAUACCAGGAAAUGCUUUUCAAGGGAUGAAUAAUGAAUCCAUAACACUCAAACUAUAUAGAAAUGGGUUUGAAGAAAUACAAAGUCAUGCCUUCAACGGGACGACGCUGAUUUCCCUGGAGCUCAAGGAAAAUGCACACCUAGAGAAGAUGCACAAUGGAGCCUUCUGGGGGGCCACAGGACCCAGCAUCUUGGAUAUUUCUUCCACCAAAUUGCAAACCCUGCCUAGCUAUGGAUUGGGGUCCAUUCAGACACUCAUUGCCACAUCAUCCUACGCUCUAAAAAAACUGCCAUCGAGGGAAAAAUUUACCAGCCUCCUGGAUGCCACACUGACUUACCCCAGCCACUGCUGUGCUUUUAGAAACUUGCCAAAAAGAGAGCAGAAUUUUUCAUUUUCCAUUUUUGAAAACUUUUCCAAACAAUGUGAAAGCACAGCAAGGAGACCAGAUAAUGAAAUGCUUUAUUCUGCCGUCUUUGCUGAGAGUGAACUGAGUGACUGGGAUUAUGACUAUGGUUUCUGCUCACCCAAGAUACUCCGAUGUGCUCCUGAACCAGAUGCUUUUAAUCCCUGUGAAGAUAUUAUGGGCUAUAACUUCCUUAGGGUACUGAUUUGGCUGAUUAAUAUCCUAGCCAUCGUGGGAAAUGUGACUGUUCUCUUUGUUCUCCUGACUAGUCGUUAUAAACUGACAGUGCCCCGUUUUCUCAUGUGCAAUCUCUCUUUUGCAGACUUUUGCAUGGGGCUCUAUCUGCUGCUCAUUGCCUCAGUUGAUUCCCAAACCAAAGGCCAGUAUUAUAACCAUGCCAUAGACUGGCAGACAGGGAGUGGGUGUAGUGCAGCUGGCUUUUUCACUGUAUUUUCAAGUGAGCUUUCUGUCUACACCCUCACAGUCAUCACACUAGAAAGAUGGCACACCAUCACCUAUGCUCUUCAGCUGGACCAAAAGCUGCGUUUAAGACAUGCCAUUCCAAUUAUGCUUGGGGGAUGGCUCUUUUCCACUCUUAUCGCCAUGUUGCCCCUUGUGGGUGUCAGCAAUUACAUGAAAGUCAGCAUUUGCCUCCCCAUGGAUGUAGAAACCACUCUCUCACAAGUAUACAUAUUAACCAUCCUGAUACUCAAUGUGGUGGCCUUCAUCAUCAUUUGUGCUUGCUACAUUAAAAUUUAUUUUGCAGUUCAAAAUCCAGAGCUGAUGGCUACCAACAAAGAUACAAAGAUUGCUAAGAAAAUGGCGGUCCUUAUCUUCACUGAUUUCACCUGCAUGGCACCAAUCUCUUUUUUUGCCAUCUCAGCUGCCUUCAAAAUGCCCCUCAUCACAGUAACCAACUCUAAAGUUUUACUGGUUCUUUUUUAUCCUGUCAAUUCUUGUGCCAAUCCAUUUCUGUAUGCAAUUUUCACAAAGGCAUUCCAAAGGGAUUUCUUUCUGUUGCUGAGCAAAUUUGGCUGCUGUAAACGUCGGGCUGAACUUUAUAGAAGGAAGGAUUUUGUGGCGUAUACCUCCAACUGCAAAAAUGGCUUCACUGGAUCAAAUAAGCCUUCUCAGUCCGCCCUGAAGUUGUCUCCAUUGCAGUGUCAAUAUACGACUGUCCCAGACAAGACUUGCUGUACAGAGUGUUAACUAUUUUAUCAGUAACCACAUUACUGAAUUGUGCUUAAAAAUGUAAAAAAAUGAUCUGUACUAGUAAUUUUAACAUAAGGAGUUGGUUUUAGGAAAUUAUUUAUUCUUAGGCACACACUAGGCAAAAAAGAGCCAUCUACCUAACUUAAAGUGUCAUCCAUGACCAUUGCCAGUCUAAAAAUUGCCAUUGGUACAGGAUGACAUAAAACACAGAAGCUGAGAGUGUUAAAAACAUUUCUAAUGGGGAGUCCAGGUGGCUCAGCGGUUUGGCACUGCCUUAAGCCCAGGGCCUAAUCCUGGAGACCCAGGAUCGAGUCCCAUGUCAGGCUCCCUGCAUGGAGCCUGCUUCUCCUUCUGCCUAUGUCUCUGCCUCUCUCUCUGUGUCUCUCAUGAAGAAAUAAAUAAUCUUAAAAAAAAAAAUUUCUAGCAAUUUUGACAGUAAUUUAUGUUGAAUCUAAAAAUUUUUAAAUGAGAUGGUAUUUUACCUAUCUUUGGGUUUGCUUUUUUUUUUCACAUUUCAUCUUUGUAGUGUUUUUAUAUUGCAUUUUAUUAAAAUAUUAGUAUAUAACAGAUUUUAAAUUUAAAAUAACUUGUCCUUUUCCUCAGAUAGUUUGGAAAAACACUCUCCAGGGAUGCACUAUACACUGUGGUAGCCACUAGCCAUAGGCAGCUAAAUUAAAAUUAAAAUUAAAAUGUAGUUUCUCUCAUAAAACUACAAGAAGAAAAUAUAGGCUGUAAUUUGACAUCAGCCUUAGCAACAUUUUCCUAGAUAGUCUCCUCAGGCAAAGAAUGCAAAAGCAAAAAUAAAUAUUGGGACUAUAUCAAAAUAAAAAGCUUUUGCACAGCUAAGGAAACUAUCAACAAAACAAAAAUGCAACCAACCUGGUGAAUAGGAGUAUAUGCAAAUGACAUAUCUGAUAAGGUGUUAAUAUCCAAAUAUAAAGAACUCAUAUAACUCAACACCAAAAAAAAAAUCAAAUAAUCUGAUUUUAAAAUGGGGAGAAGACCUGAAUAGACAUUUUUUCAAAGACGACCUACAGAACCAACAGACACAUGAAAAGAUGUUCAACAUUACUAAUCAUCAGAAAAAUGCUAAUGAAAACCACAAUGGGAUACCACUUUACACCUGUGAAAAUGGCUAGACUCAAAAAGACAAGAAAUAACAAGUGGUGGUGGUAAGGAUGUGGAGAAAAGGGAACACUUAUGCACAGUUGGUGACAAUGUAAAUUAGUGCAGCCACUGGGGAAAACAGUAUGGAGGUU
Molecule: messenger RNA, 3356 nt
Organism: Canis lupus familiaris (dog)
Lineage: Eukaryota; Metazoa; Chordata; Mammalia; Carnivora; Canidae
Gene: LHCGR
Product: luteinizing hormone/choriogonadotropin receptor
Exons: 13
Coding region: 1-2094 (697 amino acids)
Biological process (GO): ovarian follicle development; male gonad development; phospholipase C-activating G protein-coupled receptor signaling pathway
Cellular component (GO): membrane
Molecular function (GO): luteinizing hormone receptor activity
Source: RefSeq, a predicted model, not a curated record